Molecule: messenger RNA, 480 nt
Organism: Penicillium lagena
Lineage: Eukaryota; Fungi; Ascomycota; Eurotiomycetes; Eurotiales; Aspergillaceae
Exons: 4
Coding region: 1-480 (159 amino acids)
Source: RefSeq, a predicted model, not a curated record
AUGAAGACCAGCAUCACUCUGCUUCUUGGUGUGGCCUUCGCUGGUGUCGGCACGGCUUGCUCCACGCCGGGUAACUUUACAAUCACAUUUUACGGCUAUCCAGAUAAUUCUCCUCCUGGCCCGGGCUCCGGCACCUACGAUGACCCCGUCACAAUCGCGACUGCGCCCGGCGAGCUCAACGUUUGCGAGAUUGUAUAUCUUCCUCUUCUCACUAAAUACGGUCGUUAUGAGGACGACUGUGCCCAGUGCACCACCGACUACAACAACGGGCAACCUCACAUUGACAUCUGGACCGGAUCUGCCACCACCAAUGGCGGCCAGAACCAGAUUAAUUGCGAAGAUGAUCUCACCUUGGGCGGCCGCUACACUAUCGUGCGCGAUCCGCCGACCAAUUACGGCGUCAACACUUCACCUCUCUUUGUGCCCCCUAAUACCUGCAACACGCAGAAUGUCUACCCUAACAACCCGGCUCAUUGCUAG